CGACUGUGGGAACACAAACUUUGCCUGGCGAGACUCCUGUAACAGAUGCCAUGCUCCUCGACCAGGUGGCGGAGCUGGUGGUGGGCCAGGAGGGGAUCGAGGUAGAGGUCGUGGAUUUAGCCGUGGUGGAGGAGGAGACCGGUUUGGUGGUGGUUUCCGUGACAGAGGAGACCGUGACGGUGGGGAUGCAGGGGAUAGAGGAGGCUUUAGGGGCGGGCGUGGAGGCAGAGGUGGAUUCGACAGAGAUCGCAAUGAUAGGAGGUCAAGGCCAUACUAA
Messenger RNA from Candidula unifasciata, 277 nucleotides. NCBI's taxonomy places the organism in Eukaryota, Metazoa, Mollusca, Gastropoda, Stylommatophora, Geomitridae. The record is from the annotation of a GenBank genome assembly.